UGCAACAGCAAACACUGUGUGCAAAAAGAUCACCUCAGAUUCGGAGGAGCAGAGGAACAUAAAAGCUAAAGGGAACAAGCUGGAGCACAGUGGAAGAAGGGGACACUUGUGGAGGACACUGAGAGGAUAAUAAGGAAGCAAGGGAAGGAAAUAAAGGAGUAAGAGUGAAGGAUAUUGGUCUUUUGUUGGAUUUGAGCGCACUCUUGGAUUUUUCACGUUCCUCCUCCUGGGCUGACUGCAAAGGAGGAGGCAGAGCAGCAGGGAUGAAGUACAACUACCAUGUACCAGUGUCAACGUACACACGUAGCUCCCAGUACACAUCAACAUAUCACACACCCUCCCUGUACACCCCUACACAUUAUACACCAACGCACUACACACCCUCAUACUCCUCUGUGACAAAAUACACCCCCACACAGUACAGCUCGACCCACUACACACCGUCUCUGUACACGUCCACUUACAAGCCUGCAUCCACAUACGUACCUUCAUAUAGCAAGGGAUCACGGUACAGCUCAACUCGCACACAAGCACAGGAAAGACCUGCACCUGUGAUACCUGUCGCACCUGCAAAGAGGACAGUGCAUUUUCCAAAUGACAUCAUCUUCCAGGAUAUCGUCAGACGAGGGGAUAUGGAGCAAAUCGGCCGCUUCAUGAGGGCGAGGAAGGUUCGUGUGGAUACCAUCUUCCAUUCAGGUAUGGCAGCGGUGCAUGAGGCCGUGCUGACAGGAAACCUGGAGGUGGUGAAGCUGCUGGUGAAGUACGGCGCAGAUGUUCACCAGAGAGAUGAAGACGGGUGGACGCCGCUUCACAUGGCCUGCAGCGACGGCUACCCUGAAAUUGCAAGGUACCUGCUUAAGAUGGGAGCCAGCACGGAGGCCGAGAAUGAAAAUGGAGAGAAGCCUGCGGACCUUAUUGACCCGGACUGCACAGAGCUGCUCAAACUGUUUGAAACUGGCUGUGCAUGAUCGGGCACUAAACACAACAGCACCACUGAAGAGUGAAAUAUAAACAAACACUUGAAAAUUAAGUCAAACCACAUACUAAACAGUAUAGGACACCAAAAGACUCUGCUGAUGCCAUAAAGCAAGACGGCAGGUCUUUGUGAUCUUUCAGUGUCAAAAAUGGAGCCCAUAUUGAUAUAAAUAUUUUGUAUUAAUAGACUUAUAAUAUGUAUAUCUCCUCCUUAUUUAUUCAAUUUUGUGCUCUUGAGUAUUUGUUGUACUGCCAGUGCCUAUGCUGCAAAUGCAUUUCUGUGAAUUUCUCCCUGUUUUCACUCACAACUCAUGUCCAACAAUUCUGAUUGAUUUGAAACAUCACAAGCGUCUCUGUGUUUGUGUUGCCGUCACUUUUUAAGUAAUUGGUUGCACUUUACAGGCUGUAUGUAUGAUACUUUUCCUUGGUUCUACAGAAUUAUAGCCGAGAUGGUUGUGCCUUGUGGACUCUGUCAUGUGUCCUCACUGCUGGGCAGAGAGAGGAUCAGCCGUAAGUGAUAAUGAUUAAUCUUUCGUUGAUGCUCAGAAUUCAUAAAUUCCAAACUUUCAGCUGUGCAAGCACCUCUACUGUCGCUGUAUUCUCUGUACUGUAUUGCUGUUGUUUUCUUUAGUAGAAUGUCAGCAAUGAAAGUCUUAUAAUUUUUCUUCACUUAUUAUUUUUGUACAUUUUCAUAAAUAAAGACAUCUUUUAUAGAUAUGACUGAGGCUAUGCUGUGUUGUCUGUUUAAGAUCAAUUAGAACAAACAGAUUUAUCCACAACUAAAAAUUUUUUAGAUUUGUCCCAUUCUUGUCUGAUGUAGGCUUUUUGCUGCUCUACAGUCCUGGGUCUUCUUUGGCAGAUUUUUUGUUUUAUGAUGCACCAAAUGUUUUCUAUUGGUGAAAGGUCUGGACUGCAGGCGGGCCAGUUCGGCACCUGGACCCUUUUACUGUGAAGCCAUGCUGUUGUGAUGGAUAAAGUAUGCGGUUUAGCAUUGUCUUGCUGAAAUAUGCUGGGCCUUCCUUGAAAGGGAUGUCUUGUUGGGAGCAUGUGUCACUCUUAAAUAUUAUAAUAUAUAAUUUAAAAUGUAUAAUGAUAUGAUAUAAUAUAAUAUAAAUGUUCAAGCAUCGUGUGCGUAGUGCUUUUCAAGAUAAGAAAGCUGUCAAUGUCUCGGUUUCUUAAAAGAAUGUCACAUUUGAAUUCAUCUGGCCACAGAACAGUUUUUCAUCUUGGCUCAGUCCACUUUAAAUGAGCUUUGUCCACAAGAAGACAACUGCGCUUCCUGAUCAUGUUCAAAUAUUGCUUCAUCUUUGCAUGGCACAGCUUUAACUUUCUUUGAGGAUGGCACAGUGAACCGUGUCAACAGACAGUAAUUUCUGGAAGUGUUUCUGAGCCCAUGCAGUGGUUUCCAGUACAGAAUCAUGGCUGUUUUCUUGAUGCAUUUCCACCAGAGAUGAUCCAAGCAUCGGAUAUUGAUCUUUAGCUUUGACCCUAGUGCACAGAGAAUUCUUCUGAUUCCCUGAUGGUGGGUUACAAGUCUUUGCAAUUUUACAUUGAGGGAAAUUUUUCUGAAAUUCUUCCACAAUAUUUAGAUGCAGUUUGAUGCAGAUUAAGUAACCUCUGCCCAUCUUUACUUGUAAAAUACCCAGUCAUGCUACUGACCUGUUGCCAAUUAUUUGAUAAGUUGCAUAAUGGUCAGCUGUUUUUCACUAAUAAUACUUUAUUUUCUUGUCUUUGUUGCCAUGUUUCUACUUUUUGGAGAGUGUUGCUGCAAUCAAAAAUUAAAAUCAAAAUCAGCCCAACAGGACCUUGCUGCAGACAAGAUGGCUGACAUACAUCCAAUCCAUAUCAGAAGUCUCAACUGGAAGUCCG
Cheilinus undulatus (humphead wrasse) is the source of this 2844-nucleotide messenger RNA. Its product is annotated as protein phosphatase 1 regulatory subunit 27. The coding region runs from base 264 to 968 and encodes 234 amino acids. Gene Ontology annotation, molecular function: phosphatase binding. Lineage: Eukaryota; Metazoa; Chordata; Actinopteri; Labriformes; Labridae. The record is from RefSeq and is a predicted model, not a curated record. The transcript is spliced from 3 exons.